ACCUGCUUUUCCAUGCAACAAACUGCAAAGCCCUGUAUGGAGCAGCUUUUCAAAUUCAAAUGGAAGCAAAAGCAGGUACAAAUGUGACCUACAGAAUUCAGAGUCAUAAUAUGUUGUUGUCCAGUUUAUCUGUGGUCAGAGGAAAUGUUCCUCACAACAUGACAGUGACUCCUGAGAUGAUGACGCAGCUCAGGUCCGGCUGCCACCUGCUGAUGCUUUAUGCAUCUAACAUGGUGACCGUCCCUGAAGUGUCCACAGAACUGCAGAUUCGUGAAAUGAUGCUGAACACAAUGGUUGAGGCAGUAAAAGAGGCUCCUACCAACACUCCAGAAGAAGUUCAUGUGACCACCAGAGGGCUUACUGCUAUUGUCCAGAAAGGCACUGAACUCAGCUCCUCUGCUCAGGAAAAGGCUUCAUUAUUACUUGCAAACCUCAGCUCAUCUCUCCUCCACAUGUAUGAGAACAAAACUGCUGAAAACAAGAAAGAAAUAUACAUUGCAGCCAGCAGCAUUGUGGAAGGAGCCAGCAAUAUCUUGGACUAUAGCUUCAGUAGUAGCAUCUCUGAUGCCCUUCUUGUAGCUCUACAAAAUAUACAGAGUGCACUGUUGGCAUUUCUAGAUGUGGAUGAAGAUCCGACUGUUAUCCAGCAAGCCAAUAUUUGUCUUUCUGUUCAAAGAUUGAAGCCAAGCGAUUUGAACAAAGAGCCCCUAAAGAUUUCCAACUGUACAAGCUGCUUUACAUUUUCUUUGCCAAGACUACCGUCUAGGAUAUUUCCUUCAGAAGACCCAGUGGAUGUACGAAUACUGAAUUUAGAAAAAAAUCCAUUUUCCUGGAACGAGAGAGGGGACAUCAGUGGCGCGGUGGGUGCUCUAUCGCUCACAACACAUGAUGGCUCAAAUAUCCCAGUGCAAAACUUGGAUGACAAGAUUGAGAUUUUGAUGCCAAAUCUUAAUGGACAGCAGGUGAAUACCUCUGUUUUGAACCUGAGGAACUACAGCACGGUGGGCCUAGAUGUACCUUCAGAUGACAAUAUUCUGUUGUUAAAGAUGGUGCCGUCAAAGGACCCAUUACCCUUCAAAGUGUUCCUUGGUUACAUGGGGUACCCCACUGAAACAAAUUAUGUAGCAAUGACAGAGAUGCCUCAGCAGCAGGGAACUACACAAGCAGAGAGAUACACUUGGAUGCUAGACCCCAAGACAUUCAAUGGAAAAACUGGAACAUACUAUCUUGUGGUGAGGCCCAUAGUGGGUCCAGGUAUAAAAUCCAUCAAUGCCACUUUAUCAAUAACCCCUGUCACCACUUCUUGUAAAUUUUGGCAUGAAUCAAUACUGGACUGGUCCACCUAUGGCUGCGUGGUUGGUGUUAACACUACACCUUUAGUCACCCAGUGCCUCUGCAACCACCUCACCUUCUUCGGGAGGUCUUUCUUUGUCACCCCCAAUCUUGUUGACCCAUCACGUACUGCUGAGCUGUUUGGCACCUUUACUCAAAACCCUGUGGUUGUGUGCUUUGUGGGUGCACUCUUUGUGACCUAUCUUUUGGUGGUUUUGUUGGCACGACGAAAAGAUGUUAAAGACUUAGCCAAGCUGAAAGUCACCAUUCUGGAGGACAACAACCUUAUGGAUGAGUACAGAUAUCUGUUGUGUGUCAGCACUGGGUAUCGGAGAGGAGCCUCCACUUCCUCUCGGGUAACAAUAACUCUGCUGGGAACAGAUGGAAACAGUGAACCACACCACCUGACAGAUAAAAAGAAAUGCUUGUUUGAGAGAGGUGCGGUGGACAGGUUCCUGCUAACUACACCCUUGUCCCUGGGAGAGCUGCAGGGCAUCAGGCUAUGGCACAGCAACUCAGGGAGCCACCCUGCCUGGUAUGUAGGCAGUGUGACGGUACAGGAUUUACAGACGGAUCAGAAAUGGCAUUUCCUCUGCAACUCCUGGCUGGCCAUAGACAUGGUUGAUUGUUCCCUUGAUAAAGUUUUUCCUGCUUCAACAGAGAUAGAUUUGAAGAGGUUCAGUAAUAUGUUCUUCAUGAAGGCAACAAGGGAUUUCAAUGAUGGGCACCUGUGGUAUUCUGUGAUCAACCGACCACCAAGCAGCACCUUCACUUGUGUUCAAAGAGUGUCCUGCUGUUUCUCUUUGCUGCUCUGCACCAUGCUGACCAGCAUCAUGUUUUAUGGCAUCCCGACAGACCCCUCUGACCAGGUCAUGGAGAUGGGUCCCUUUGAGUUUAACUGGCAGCAAUUCAUGAUUGGAAUUCAGAGUUCACUCAUCAUGUUUCCAGUAAACUUCCUCAUUGUUAGUAUCUUCAGAAAGACUCGUCCUCGGGAGAUGUCUUGUUGCAAGCGCAAAAAAGAAAAACCACAUGCCCUUGAGCAGGAGAGCUCCUCACAGACUGCCAACACCACCAUGAAAUCCAAUGUCACUUUAGACAUUAUCAUCAGUGAUAUCAUAAGAAUCAUCCAUUCACUCGCUAAGGGUGUGACGAGCGACAUUCCAUGCACAGAGUCUGAGCCUGGGCCUGGACCACAAGUUGAUAUCAAUGCUGUCCUUUCUGUGGUGGACGACCUUAUCAGACAGAAUAACAAGACCAGUGAUAACAGCACGUCAAAAACACAGCCUCAGCUACCAGACGGCAGUGCUAGUGUGCAUCCUGGAGAGACAGUGCAGGGCACUGAGAAGAAGAGCAACAAAACCCUGUAUCUGUACAGGCAGCUGUGUCAUAUUGACACAAAGAUAAUCCUGCUGGGACCCUCUGGUUUCCCCAGUCCACACAGCUACAGCCUGGCUCUGCAGCAGGUCCGAGGCAUGAAGGGCCUACUUGAACAUCAGCUCUUCACAUCCAGCUCCAUCAGCCUAGAUGAACUCAACCAGAAGAACUUGAGUCCUGCAGAUAGCACAGAUGGUGGUCAGAAGAAAAGAGCGUGCUGUCAUGGAGGGUUACCCUGGUGGUUUAUAUUUGUGGGCUGGCUGCUAGUGGUUGCUACCAGUGUUGUAGCUGGAUAUUUCACAAUGCUUUAUGGGUUGAAAUUUGGGAAGCAGCGUUCCAUAGACUGGUUGGUGUCCUUGCUUGUUUCCUUUUUUCAGAGUAACCUCAUCAUUCAGCCACUGAAGGUGUUAUGCCUUGCACUGUUCUUUGCGCUGGUAAUAAAAAAAGUUGAAGAGGAAGAUUCUCAAAAUAUGGCAUUUAUAAUAAAUGAUGUAAACCCAGAUUACUCUAAGGACCAACAUGUCAGACGGAAUACAAAUCUUUAUCAACCACUUCCUCCUGCAGACAUUGAGAAGAUGAAGAGGAACAGGAUCAUGGAGCAGAAAGCCUUUGCCCUCCUCAAAGAGAUUUUAAUGUACUUGGGGUUUAUGUGCAUGUUGAUGGUGGUGGCAUACGCACAGAGAGACCCCACUGCUUUUUACCUGAACCAGCACAUUGUGAACAGCUUCAGUGGAGGCACCUCAGACACCAUGAGUCUUGGGGAUGUGUUCAAUUGGGUCAACACAUCUCUACUCAGUAAUCUCUACGGAGCUUAUCCAGGAUUUAUCACAGAUGGAAACUCCAAGCUAGUGGGUAAUGCCCGUCUUCGUCAACUGAGAGUGAAGAACAACCUUUGUCACGCUCCUGGCCCCAUGCUGCACAUUGUGCCAGGCUGUCAAGCUCUAUAUUCAUGGGAUGCAGAGGACACAGGCUCCUAUGACCCUGGCUGGAACUACCCGUUCUGGGAUAAUAUCUCUACAAACACCCCCAGCCCCUGGAGGUACCAGACACAGGCUCAGCUCAAAGCUUCCUAUAUCUGGGGCACAAUGGCGCUUUACAGGGCAGGUGGAUUUGUAGCAGAGCUCGGGCCAGAUUUGCAAAAUGCCAGCAGUACCCUUGAAUAUCUGUUCAUUAAUAAAUGGCUGGAUGUAUACACAAGGGCGCUCUUUGCAGAGUUCACUGUAUAUAAUGCUAAUGUGAACCUGUUCUGCAUUGCCACAUUCUUGCUAGAGACCACGGCUACAGGAACAUUUCAGUUCCACACCGAGCUGCACAGCAUUCGUCUUUACCAAACAACUGAUGGUCUUUUCAUCUUUGUUGCGGCUGCUGAGAUCAUCUACUUGCUUUUCAUCCUCUAUUACAUGUUUAUGCAGGGCAAAUUAAUGAAGCAACAUCGGUGGGGUUACUUCAGGAGCAAGUGGAACCUUCUGGAGCUGAGUAUCAUUUUACUGACCUGGAGCGCCGUGGGUGUCUUCAUCAAGAGGAGUUUGCUUGGAGACCGCGAUAUAACCUACUACCAAAACCACAAAAAUGAAUUUGCCAGUUUUUACGACACAGCCACCACAGACUCCCAGCUUCAGUAUCUGAUUGCUUUCUUGGUCCUGCUCUCCACCGUCAAACUGUGGCACCUGCUCAGACUAAAUCCCAGUAUGAACAUAAUCACAGGCACACUGAGGCGAGCCUGGAAUGACAUAGCUAGCUUCCUUGUGGUCCUUGUGAUCAUGCUGAUGGCAUAUUCCAUUGUGUCCAAUGUGAUUUAUGGCUGGAAGCUGUACUCCUAUAAAACAUUACUGGAUGCUCUGAUGACCAUCAUCAGUUUACAGCUGGGCAACUUUAACUAUGAUGAGAUCAUGGACUUCACCCCUCUGCUUGGCGGAUUACUCUUCAGUUCUUGUAUUGUAUUCAUGUCCUUUAUGGUGCUCAGUCUCCUCGUCUCGGUGAUCCUCGUGGCAUUCAGCCAGGAGAAAAAGUCCUACAAGCCCUCAGAGGAGGAAGAGGUUGUUGAUCUGAUCCUGAACAAGCUCUGCAGUUAUUUGGGGGUCAAAUAUAAGGACAGAGAAGACAGCACAAAUAGACUUAACAAUUCCCCCAACUGAUGGAAACACAUUUAAGACAUCUGACAACAUAGUAAACCUCUAGGGAAAGUACAUGCUGUGGGGUUUUGGAUAUUUAUUAGCAGUAAUAGCCACAUGCUCAUUUGUCUAUGUUCCUUAUUUUUGCUUAAUUAAAUGUUUGCUUGUUUUGCGUUUAUGCUCUAGUGCUUAUAUGGUGUGAUAGAUACAGAUGCACAGCUGUUUGUUAAUGUGGAUAAGAUGGUUACUUAGAGAAUAUUUAAUUCACAGCAAUGUUUUGUUCACCA
This is a messenger RNA of Monopterus albus (swamp eel), 5104 nucleotides long. RefSeq names its product polycystic kidney disease protein 1-like 2. NCBI's taxonomy places the organism in Eukaryota, Metazoa, Chordata, Actinopteri, Synbranchiformes, Synbranchidae. The record is from RefSeq and is a predicted model, not a curated record. The transcript has 30 exons. Gene Ontology annotation, cellular component: membrane. Gene Ontology annotation, molecular function: calcium channel activity; protein binding; calcium ion binding. Bases 60 to 4841 code for a protein of 1593 amino acids. Gene Ontology annotation, biological process: detection of mechanical stimulus.